Guillardia theta CCMP2712 is the source of this 1434-nucleotide messenger RNA. RefSeq lists its product as hypothetical. The coding region runs from base 1 to 1434 and encodes 477 amino acids. Gene Ontology annotation, cellular component: membrane. Gene Ontology annotation, molecular function: transmembrane transporter activity. Gene Ontology annotation, biological process: transmembrane transport. Lineage: Eukaryota; Cryptophyceae; Pyrenomonadales; Geminigeraceae. The record is from RefSeq and is a predicted model, not a curated record. The transcript is spliced from 18 exons.
AUGGUAGCCAUCGAGAAGGGAGGAGGCGGGGGCUCGCACGGUAUUCCUGAAGGACAGUUGCUAGGAACUCUUGCGCUGGUUGGGUUGAUCUACUUCACAGCAGCAGGAGGAGCCUACGGGAGUGAGAGUGUGAUCAACUCGGUUGGUCCCCUCCCUGUAAUCAUUGGCCAUGCUAUCUUCCCGUUCUGCUGGAGUUUGCCGAUUGGUCUCGCCACGGUUGAGCUUGCAACGGCAUAUCCCACGGAUGGGGGAGUUGCCGUGUGGGCGGCACUCGCAUUCAAUGAGUUCUGGGGCUUCAUGGGAGGAUAUUUCAGCUUGGUCGAAGGGGUGGUCAACCUCGCUGUGUUCCCGACAGUCACUCUCGAUUACAUUCUUGUCUUGUUUGACGCGGAGUUGGAUCCUGUCAGUUCCUGGUUCGGGAAGGCGGCCAUCUCGUGCCUCGUCGUGCUCUUGAACAUGCAAGGCGUGAACUUCGUUGGUCGAAGCUCCUACCUGUUAAGCAUUCUGAUCAACAUCCCCCUGAUCAUCUUGUGUAUUCUGGCAGUGAUCAGAGUUAAGGAUUACUCUCCAUGGAUGGACUCUCGUCAGAAUGACUAUGAUACCAACUGGACCUUCUUCUUGGGGAUCUUGGUGUUCAAUUUGUCUGGGUACGAUAAUGUUGGAUCUGUGGCUGGGCAAGUUAAGAAACCAGGAGUAACGAUGCCAAAAGCGAUGAUCAUUGCGAUCAUUGUCGGCUCUGUCUCCUUUCUUGUUCCGCUCAUGUUUGGAGCUGUUAUCGAUCCUGACUACGAUGACUGGCGUGCGGGACAUUUUGCAGUGGUUGGGAAGAUGGUUGGAGGGAAUUGGCUCUUCUACACGCUCGUGGUCGCUGCCGCCAUGUCGCGUCUGACACAUUUCAUGGCUGAGCUCUGCACAAACGCCUUCUUCUUACAGGGAAUGGCCGACGAGAGGAUGGUGCCCCCCAUCUUCGGGUGGAAGCAUCCUGAGAAGCGAGCACCGUGGGUUUCCAUCAUCGCCAACUUUGCCGUAGUGCUGUCCAUGGUUACGCUGUCGCUCCCUGAGAUUUUCGAGUUCUCGAACGCCUUCACCAUAGCUGGAGUUCUGCUGGGGCUGACUACAUGUAUUCGUUUGCGCAUCACUCACCCUGACGUGCCAAGACCCUACGCAAUCCCCGUCGGCACUUGGGGCCUUGUGACUUUCUUCAUGCCUUGCUACGUGCUCUCGAUCUACGUGCUCUUCUGUCUCUCGACCUUCACGGUCAGCAUCUGCAUUGGCGUCGUGGGCUCAGGGGUGCUGGGAUACUACGCGCUCAACGAAGCCAAGAUUGCAGGAUGGUCGGGGAUGCAGGGGACGGUGGAGGAGGUGGAGCUGUUCGGGCAGAAAGGAUAUUCUGAGAACGCAGCAGCAAGGAGCAAUCGGAGGAGCGACGUCUGA